This is a messenger RNA of Photinus pyralis (common eastern firefly), 887 nucleotides long. RefSeq lists its product as uncharacterized. The transcript has 2 exons. Bases 159 to 887 code for a protein of 242 amino acids. NCBI's taxonomy places the organism in Eukaryota, Metazoa, Arthropoda, Insecta, Coleoptera, Lampyridae. The record is from RefSeq and is a predicted model, not a curated record.
CCUCGUCUCGUAAAUAAGCACAAUGUAGUACCUUCAUUCCUGUGGGAUACGUCACAAUUUUAAAGCUCGCGUUUCUCUCCAUGCUCCGCCCCGCACUGUAUACCAUGUAAGCUUCAGUCUUCUUUUUUGUGUGGUACGGUUACGUCGCGAUUGUUAUUAUGUCGACAUCGAAACAUUCUAAGCGUUCGCGGUCGCCCGGAAAGUAUAAGGACGAAACACUUACUCUUCUGCGUAGGCUAGAGCGUCGGAUGGAUGCUUUCGAACGCAAAAGCUUUAAGAAAAGAAAGCGGUUGCCCUCUUCCGAUUCCAGUUCUGGGGAUUUUCCAACACCCCAAAAACGCGUUACAUUAGACUCGGAUUCCGAUGCGAGUGCACGCAGUGCUUUCUCCGAAGAUGACUUAAAUCAAGUGGAAGGCGACGACGUAGAGGAAGUACCGGCGCCACCAUCAACCUUGAACCAGGAUGUGCUAUCUAUACUCGGAAAUGAUUCGCAAUCCGAUAGUGUUAAAGGUCCACCUAUUCAGCAAGAAGUUACUGAAAGAUGGAUUAAUAUUUUUAAGCGGGGGCUGUCUGAGGACAAAUGUGUCGAAUUAAUUCAGAAAUACCCUUCUCCCGAAAACGCGGGGUUUUGGGACGCACCGAAGCUGAAUCUGGUAGUAAAACACGCCGUGACGGAUUCGGUGGAGAAACGAGAUUUUCGCCUUGCAAAAUUACAAACGCAGAUAAGCUCUGGUUUAGCAGCUAUAGGUUUAGCCUCGGGUUUAGCGCUUACACAGUUAAUCAACAAGGAAGGGGAUGAGUUUAAGCCACUCAUCGAACAAUUAAGUGAUGCGGGACGCUUACUCGCGGAUGUGCAUCAUCGAGAAAGUGUUCCCGAAAGGAAUUAA